Molecule: messenger RNA, 468 nt
Organism: Bipolaris maydis ATCC 48331
Lineage: Eukaryota; Fungi; Ascomycota; Dothideomycetes; Pleosporales; Pleosporaceae
Source: RefSeq, a predicted model, not a curated record
AUGGACCAGAUGAAGAAGGCCCUCAAGGGCAUCUUCAGAGGCAAAAAGUCCAAGAAGGAUGAGUCCAAGCCCGAGGAUUCCCAGCCCGCUGCCGCUCCUGAGACGGCCACACCAUCCAAUUCCGCGACCAAGCCUACCGAGACGACGCCUGCGGCUCCCGCCCCCGCUACUGCGCCCGAGGCUGCAAAUGCAGAGACGUCGACUGUUCCCGCCGAACUGCCUCAGCCUGCCUCGCCCGCUGCUGCUCCUGCCGCUGCUCCUGCCGCUGCCCCAGCUGCGGCCCCGGCACAAGGCGAAAGCAACAAGGACGAAGCUGCUGCACUGACCGAGGUCAAGAAAGCUACGCAGAGUAGGUCAACAUCUCAUUCAAUCUCUACUCCACAACACUAUCACGACCAAGAUGCCUGGGACGGUUCCAGACGGCGGAUGAAAGUCGCCCUGGACAACCAGUGGAAUGAUCCCGUCUAA